Messenger RNA from Ilyonectria robusta, 2227 nucleotides. Its product is annotated as fungal-specific transcription factor domain-containing protein. The record is from RefSeq and is a predicted model, not a curated record. Gene Ontology annotation, cellular component: nucleus. Gene Ontology annotation, biological process: DNA-templated transcription; positive regulation of transcription from RNA polymerase II promoter by galactose. Bases 62 to 2170 code for a protein of 702 amino acids. NCBI's taxonomy places the organism in Eukaryota, Fungi, Ascomycota, Sordariomycetes, Hypocreales, Nectriaceae. The transcript has 5 exons. Gene Ontology annotation, molecular function: DNA-binding transcription factor activity, RNA polymerase II-specific; zinc ion binding; RNA polymerase II cis-regulatory region sequence-specific DNA binding.
GUACCGUCUUUGGACAUCAAUUGGCCAGGCCCCCGAUGCGGUUGGAACAGACGCCGAUAUCAUGGAUCCAGCGUAUGCGGAACGCGAAGGUGCCGCGCGGAAACGCCGGCGAGUCGCUGAAGCUUGUGGCGCGUGUCGAGACCGGAAGACGCGGUGCGAUGGACGUCAGCCCGUGUGUCAGGCGUGUGAGGAUCGAGGCGUUGGUUCGAGUUGUGUAUACAAGAUAAACCGGCGUCGUCGACGUAGGCCAAUGGCAAUACCUUCGGAAUCAGAUCGGGAGUCAAGAAACGCGGAAUGGGUAUCGAGAAGGUCGCAAUAUCUACCAACAGAACAAAGUCAUCCGAGUCUUCAGAGAGUCGUCGACAACAAUACCGCCAGCGACGCGUCUUGCCAACCAUGGUCUUCGACACACAGCGACGGGCUUGCAAUCCUAGCUGGCCGCCAUGAUAACUCCAUUUACGGACCUUCAUCCACUGUAGCGUUCCUUCGCCGGCUGUUAACCAAAUCCAGUCACGAUCCCACAACGCAACCGACCCAUAGCCUCGUAUCAGCACAUAUUCCGGAGCGCAUUCCUCGACAAAACGACGCCAUGGCCCAACUACCGCGGCGACGCAGUGCGGACGAGUUUCUGUUCUGCUACUGGGAAUUUAUCCACCCCACGUUUCCAGUGCUGCACAAGACGACCUUUGGCAAGCAGUAUGAGCAGUUUUGGGCCACCGAGAGCCGUGCCGAUGAUGUAUCUUCAGAUUCCGCAGGGGAGAAUGUCAUCUUCCUAUCGACAAUGAAUCUGGUCUUUGCUCUUGGGUGCAAGUUCAGCAACGCCAUCCCAGACGCUCAAAAGGAAUCCGCCGCUGAUGGGUUUUAUCAAAAGUCGCGGCAGCUGUCCAAUUUCGAUGCUCUGGAUUCGGCAUCGUUGCCAUUAGUUCAGAUGUGGCUCUUGAACGGCAUCUACCUUCAAUCCACCCGGCAUGCCAACCGUUGCUGGAACUCGAUAGGCCUGGCUAUUCGUGUUGCCCAAGGACUUGGAUUGCACGCUGACCUGGACGUCCGCAAGGCAACAUCUCAGUUGGAACGCGAGGUGAGAAGACGGGUCUGGCAUACUUGCGUGAAUCUCGAUCGAUUGCUCGCAAUGACUUUUGGUCGUCCCACCAUGAUUAAUAAAGGCAAUGCGGUUCCACUGCCUGCCAUGGUCGAUGACGAAUUCCUCAGCGAACACGCCGAGGGUGUACAACCCCCUGAGACCCCGUCGUACCUUGGACUCUUCGUCUCGUCAUGCACACUCCUGGAGUUGCUAGAAAAGGUCUUGGAGUUUCUUUCCAAAAAUGAGCACACCCCAAGCUUUGAGAGUCAACUUGAGGCUUCCAAGUAUAGAACAGAGAUGGUAAUGGCUGUCUUGGAUCUGAAUCGCCAACUUGAUGACUUCUCAAUCAGUAUUCCGUCAUACCUCAGGGUUGCGGUUCAAGAGGACUCAGACAGUCCAGAUGCAAAUCGAGUGAUGCUGCAGAAUCACGUGCUGGAUUGCAGGUUUCUCCUCACGAGGUUGCUUCUCUUGCGACCUUUAUUGCUCUUAACGAUAACCAUGGACGAGCCUAAAGCCCGGUUUCCUGACGCCACCGGGCAGUCAAUGCUAACCAACGCCAUGAUCAAACAGUGUUGUGAACUCUGUGUUCAGACAGCGUUUCGACUCAUCGACACCGUUUAUGCGAGCCUCAGAACUCCCUACCGCAGCUCAUGCUGGCAUGCUGUAUAUUUCACGUUCUCCUCAGCGAUCGUCCUGAUGGCCUCGUUGAAAUGCAGUAUGCUUAGUAUUGAAUCAAACCAAGUCGACUUCCAAACUCGGUGGGACCACUGCUUGGCGAUCCUGGAACAUUAUCAAGAUAGGGUGCAAUCAGCUUCUCAUGCGAUUAAUUCGCUGAAGGCAGUCCAGAUGCGCAUCUUCCAAAAUGAUCAUGUCCAAGACGAGCCUUCGAGAGACCUAGUCGGAUCUGAUUUGACUCCGACAUUAGGUGGGAGCCUGACCCCGGCGGCUGGGCCAGAAGUUGGCGAACAUCAUGGCCCAGAUAUGGCGGAUGCAUUUGGUAUGGAUGGAUUCAGCGAGCUGUACUUGAACACGCAGUCGACGGAUAUGACUUGGUUAGAGUUGUUCCAGUUGCAACCUAAUUUAUCAUGACGAAUGUGGGUAGCGGAAAAAUAUCGUUAUAGAGAAGGGAGGAUUGUAACAUUAAAU